Messenger RNA from Strongylus vulgaris, 372 nucleotides. The record is from the annotation of a GenBank genome assembly. Lineage: Eukaryota; Metazoa; Nematoda; Chromadorea; Rhabditida; Strongylidae.
AUGGACCAUCUUCCAGAGAUCAUAGAAGUAUGCAACAGAGAAACAGAGAUUUAUCCACUUUGGUUGUGUCCAUAUAACCAGCCAUCCUGUCCUGGAAUGAUUCGACAGCGAUCUGGGAGAAAUGUGCUGUUCGUCAAUGUGGGUGUAUACGGUGUCGGCAAAGAACCCUCAAAACUCAGCAUCAGGCGGUUAGAAGAAGCUGCACGUACUGCGAAUGGAGUGAAAAUGCUACAUGGAGGUACGCAGAUGAGCAGAUCCGAAUUUUGGCAAAUGUUUGACUCAUCGUUAUACGAAUGGCUUCGUGUAAAGUACAAUUGCAAAGACGCGUUCUUAGACGUCUAUGAUAAAGUGUGCCAAGCUGUAAACCACUAA